CGGAGGCAGUACUUCACAUCAAGCCCCCACCCAGUUUUUAAUGAAAGAGGAAAGCACAGGCAAUAGAGGAAGUAGGUGCAGCCACACUCAGAUGCUGCUGCAUUAUUCAUACCCCAGAGAUGCUGCCUCAUUGAGCAGCGUGGCCACGGGACAGGGGAGAAGCGUGGAGUGUGGGGGGGGGGGGGGUCGACUGCAGACAGCCUCGGUGUGACAGGAACAGGAAGUGGUGAGGAGGCCGAGCUGUACCUGGUAAACCAUGAGGCUCGUCUGUUCCUCUCUCAUAACACAAGCCUGCAAACCAUCUCAGCCUUUCCAAAUAAAGAUUCACCAUGUGUCUAAGCUGAAUCUGGAGGGAGCGUCUUCAGCCCUGUCCCGACUGGCACCUGUGUGACUGGUGCUGGAGGUCGACAUGACACAGAACAGUGCGGGGACUGGUAAUGGCACCACGAAGAAGGGAGAUGAACUCAAAAUUGUGAUUGUUGGAGAUGGAGGCUGCGGGAAAACAUCUCUUCUGCUCGUUUAUGCUCGAGGAAAUUUUCCAGAGAAAUAUGCUCCAUCAGUGUUUGAAAAAUAUGUCAGCACCAUCUCUCUCGGAGGAAAAGAGAUACAGCUCAACCUGUAUGACACAGCCGGACAGGAAGACUAUGACAGACUGAGACCGCUCUCUUACCAAGAGGCCGACCUGAUCCUGGUCUGCUUCGACGUGACCAACCCAACCAGCUUUGAGAAUGUCCUGAUAAAGUGGUUCCCUGAGGUGAAGCAUUUCUGUCAGGACAUACCGGUCAUCCUGAUUGGCUGCAAGACCGACCUCCGGAAGGACAAGGAGUGUGCGAGGAAGCUGAAGGCCUCGAGUCUGUCUCCCAUCACAUACACGCAGGGUGAGGAGAUCCGGCAGCAGAUGAACGCAGAGCUCUACCUCGAGUGCUCGGCCAAGUAUCAGGAGCACGUAGAGGACAUUUUCAGAGAGGCCGCCAAAAAGGCUCUGGCCUACUGUCGGAAAAAAAACAAGUGCAGGAGGAAGAAGGCCUGUGUGGUUUUGUGAAGUGUAAAGGGACGGAGCCUCGAGGAGCCCACUCUGCAGACGAGGCCCCACAGGUGAUGACUUCAUGAAGACACCAAGAGAUGGUUCAGUUCCUGCAAGUUGAGGCACCACUGAGUCAUGAGUUCGUCUCCUUUAACCGAAAGUGAUGCAACAGGAAAGUAUAUUUUGCAAGAAAUGGCCGGGUGGAGAUAUGUGCAAGUCUUACAUAACUUGAAUGAAAUCAAUAUAGAUUUUUUUACAGAUAUAUUUUAGUAAUUUUCAAAAGAAAAAGCGUUAUACGGUUUGUUUUAUUGGAGAAAUUUGCAGUCAGCUCUUAUGUAAUACAUUUUCCACAGGUUUUUAUAGGAUCAUUUAAAUGUCUGCACCGUUUAAAUGGGGUUCGGUAGAAAACAAGCACCCUUUAAAAUAUAAUU
Pleuronectes platessa (European plaice) is the source of this 1455-nucleotide messenger RNA. RefSeq names its product ras homolog family member F (gene rhof). Bases 410 to 1042 code for a protein of 210 amino acids. Gene Ontology annotation, biological process: cell migration; small GTPase-mediated signal transduction. NCBI's taxonomy places the organism in Eukaryota, Metazoa, Chordata, Actinopteri, Pleuronectiformes, Pleuronectidae. The record is from RefSeq and is a predicted model, not a curated record. Gene Ontology annotation, molecular function: GTPase activity; GTP binding. The transcript has 5 exons.